Molecule: messenger RNA, 1321 nt
Organism: Homo sapiens (human)
Lineage: Eukaryota; Metazoa; Chordata; Mammalia; Primates; Hominidae
Product: putative ubiquitin-conjugating enzyme E2Q2-like protein
Exons: 3
Coding region: 509-928 (139 amino acids)
Source: RefSeq, a predicted model, not a curated record
GAAACAGAGGCUGAACGCGUCAAGUAUUUCACAGCCAGCAGGAAAUCAGAACUUGAACCCAGGCAGUCUAGCCCUGGGAUCCUUUCCCCUUACCCAUUAUCCAGUGUUGGCUACACAAAACUAAUGAGUACAUAUUUUCAACUAUAGUUUAAGUGGGUGACAUAUUUUUCACUAUAUUUUAUGUAGGUGACUUUCAGUUUGGGGGUAUUCUACUUACACAAUCUAUUGAGCUGGAUAUUAACUGAGAGCAAACAGAAACUAAUGAACUCUGAAAAACAUAAAACAUGAGCAACAUGACAUCACUGCAAGAGACAAAACAGCACAUAGCCUUCUUGUGACUGUAUUUUGCUGACAGUCCAUGAGAUGAUAGCCUGAACUCAGCAGUGCUGUUCCCUUGGGAGACACACACACACACACACACACACACACACACACACACACACACACACACGAGUUGGUGGUUGUGCUGCCCGGAGCCUCCAGUCCGCGAGUGUGAAGAACGGACCAGAUGGGUCCAGCAGUGCUGGGUCAAGGCGAGGAGGGGGCAGCCGGAAGCGCGCGCAUGCUCUGGACUCCUGCAGCCGCCAAAACGGUCAGGUUUUCCUUGUUCCCGCAUGUUCAGCCAAUCGUGUUUAAGGAGAAACUAACAAUGAAAACGGACUCGUUGAUGGAGGAAAAGUUGGAAUGCAGCCUCUGGUGCUGUUUGAGCGAUCCCUCUACCCCGGGUCGCUGCUGUGUUCUGGAAAGGCGCAUUGUACCCUGGAUGCAGCAGAAGAUCGUUCUGAAAGAUAAUGCCAACUCGGAACCUAGGAAACCAUCCAGUGGGUUUCUGCAGCUUAGGUGUUUCAAAUCCUCAUCAGCACGUUUGUUUUCUCUGCCUCAGUUUGCUUACAAUGAUGUUCUCAGUAGCUACAAUUGCUGUCUUUGAAUACGUAAGCAUUUUUUUUUAGGUGACAGGGAUAUAUGUGCAUUUUUAUUUUACCAAGUGUUAGAAUUUUGACUCUGCUUUUGUGGGCUCUGGGUUAGCUACUUGGUUGUUGUAAAAUGAUUAGCAGGGAAAGCUGUGUGUGUGUGUGUGUAUGUGUGUGUGUUAUAAGUUUCUUUUGUUGUCAGAGGACUUAGAAUUUUAUUUUAUAUGGUAAUUCUGUCAAUUUACUUUAUUCUCCACCCCACAUUUAUUGAACAGCAAAUUAUGAAAGUAAUGUGUCCCAUAAGCAGCCUUCAGAAGAAUUACAACUGCUGUAUAUCUGAAAUUCUUUUUUUUAUUUUUUAUUUUGAGAUGGAGUCUCACUCUAUCACCCAAGCUGGAGUACAGUGGUGC